CCCAAGCUACAGUCGCCCUGUGUGUGCAGGCAGCAGCCACCUGGGAACUCGUGAGCUCGCGGGAGCUCCCAGGCACUCCCAGCAUCACAGAACCAGGGCCAGGUGUCCCGGUGGCUGCUACCAAGCUAGGCAUUCUGCUAGGUAGGCGGCUGCACCAGGGCGAGAACUGACAAUCUGCCGCUCAACCCCAUGCUGGGCGACUGCUCUGUGCCCAUGCAGUGUCCUGAUCUCCGUGUGGUGGAGAAGUGGGGCGGGACGCACGGCCGAAGGGCCUUCAGGCUGGGCGCACUGGCCAUCCCGAGGCCGCGCAGGCCAUGCCCCUCCAGCCUGCCAGGGCACCCAAGCUGCAGCCGCCUCCAGGCAACCUCCGAGCCCGCGCGUACUCCCAACAUCGCAAACAGGGCCAGAUGUCCCAGUGGGUGCGGCCAAGAGAAGCGGUCUGCCCGGCGGCGGCGGCUGCUCCAGAGCGGGAACCGGCCUUCAGCCCCAUCCCCUGUAGCUGAGGAGGGCCCCUGCCAGCUGCCCCGCGAGCCCGGGAGAAUCCGCAAGCCAGCGGCGCCUGCGCCAGAGCUGCCGCUGCCCCCUAUCGUCGCGCGGGCUUGGGAGAAGCUUCUGGGGUCCCACGGCGCUGAGCAGUGGGCGCGCGCCUAACGGCUUCACCCGGUUCACUCCGUCUGACAGAUCGGAGACUGCCGGUGUCGCUGCUGAAGGCUGUGGUGGACCGGGCUGGAUAACAGAUUCUGAGCUACAUCGCGGGUUUGGGGGUGGAUUUGGGGCUG
Callithrix jacchus (white-tufted-ear marmoset) is the source of this 779-nucleotide messenger RNA. Lineage: Eukaryota; Metazoa; Chordata; Mammalia; Primates; Cebidae. The record is from RefSeq and is a predicted model, not a curated record.